Acytostelium subglobosum LB1 is the source of this 720-nucleotide messenger RNA. RefSeq lists its product as hypothetical. The transcript has a single exon. The record is from RefSeq and is a predicted model, not a curated record. Lineage: Eukaryota; Evosea; Eumycetozoa; Acytosteliales; Acytosteliaceae. Bases 1 to 720 code for a protein of 239 amino acids.
AUGACUGCCAACAACAAUAAUGAGAUAUCAUCAGACCUUUUGGUCGAGCAAAUAGGAUCCAUCACACUGUCCAACAACAACUCUGAUCAAGCCAUUGAUAUCAAGAUCGCCAGGAAGAUCCAAAGAAUGGAGAGAAAGGAGAUGAAGGAGAAGAACUGUGAGAAGAGGGUCAAGAAGAUCAAGAAUGAGGAGAACAAGAUGGACAAGACCGACAAGAAGGUCAGAGUCAAGAGGGAGAAGAAGCCCAAGAGUGAGGACAAGUUGGACAAGACGGACAAGAAGGUCAGAGUCAAGAAGGACAAGAAGAACAAGGACUCCCAGGAACAAAUAGUCCAAGAGGUGAUCACUGUUAUGAAGGAGCCAAUCAAGGACCUGAAGGAGGACCAGAUGGAUGACAAGAAGGAAGACAAGAAGAUGGACAAGAAGGACAAGAAGGACAAGAAGGACAAGAAGGACAAGAAGGACAAGAAGGACAAGAAGGUCAGAGUCAAGAAGUUGAAGUGGAAGAGAGAGAUCAAGAGAAUUGUGGCCGAACAUCCAGUCGGUACAUCUAUACCCAUUGCUGAGAUUAGGAGCAGACUACUUGAGGUUCAGAUGGCCAAAGUGGAGAAAGCCAUCAACAAGGCUGUCAACAAAAAGAUGUUCAAGGAUUCCAAGAGAUUCAUGAUCACUCCUCAAGGUGAUAUCAAGGUGCUUCCCAAGCGUACCCAAGACCAGUAG